AUACAAAGUUGGUGCUAACUAAUACUUGAUUCAUCAUUAGUUUAUCGGCUUUAGAUCAACAUGAAUUCCAUGGCUCCUGUUUCAUACACUUCUUCGACCACCGAUCAUAACGAGUGUAAACAAGAGGUUAUCCGCAGCACAGUGAACUUCCAUCGUAGCAUUUGGGGCGAUCAGUUUCUCACAUACGAUGAGAGAAAGGAUCAAGCAUGGGAGGAGGAACAAGCAAAAGAGCUCCGAGAGAAAGUGAGAAAAGAACUAGUGAUCACAACUUUAACCAAACCAAUGCAGCAUGUGAAGCUAAUGGAACUUAUUGAUGCGGUUCAACGUCUCGGUGUGGCUUAUCAUUUUGAGGAGGAAAUUGAGGAAUCCUUAAACCAUAUCUAUGUUACAUAUGGGGAUCAAUGGAUCAAUGAUAACCUCCAAAUCACUUCACUUUGGUUUCGACUUCUACGACAACAUGGCUUCAAUGUUUCAAGUGGAAUAUUCAAGAAGUACAUGGACAACAAUGGAAAAUUUCUGGAAUCCUUAAGAAACGAUGUCCAAGGCAUGCUUUCUCUGUACGAAGCAGCAUACUUGAGGGUGGAGGGAGAAGAAGUUUUAGAUGCUGCCAUUGAAUUUACAACUUCAGAACUUGAAAACAUAGCCAAAAAUCAUGUGGGGAACGAUGAUUCUCUUAAGAUUCAAAUACAACAAGCACUACGACAGCCUCUCCGAAAAAGGUUGCCAAUGCUUGAGGCGUUGCGUUACAUACCAAUCUAUGAGCAUGAAUCUUCUCAUAACGAGGACUUGCUAAAGCUUGCCAAGUUAGAUUUCAACUUGGUCCAAUCAUUGCAUAGGAAAGAGCUUAGCCAAUUAAGCAAAUGGUGGAAGAAUUUGGAUCUAUCUACCAAGCUACCUUAUGUUCGAGAUAGAUUGGUUGAAGGCUACUUCUGGAUAUUGGCAGCCUAUUACGAACCUCAAUAUUCUGAUGCGAGGAUCUUUCUCAUGAAAACUUGCAAUCUCGUAAUCAUAUUGGAUGACACGUAUGAUAAUUACGGUACUUAUGAGGAGCUCGAGAUCUUUACUGAAGCUGUUCAAAGAUGGUCUACAAGUUGCUUGGAUAUGCUUCCGGAAUACAUGAAAUUCAUAUAUCAAGAACUUUUGGAUGUUCACAAAGAAGAUGAAGAGUUACUAGAAAAGAAGRGAAUGGCAUAUCGUAGCUACUAUACUAAAGAGAUGGUGAAAGAGUACACUAGAAAUCUCCUAACGGAAGCCAAAUGGGUUAAAGAGGGUUACAUUCCAACCAUAGAGGAACACAUGUCUGUGACCCUGGUAACUUGUGCUUAUGCCAUGAUCAUAGCGAAAUGUUAUGUUCAUGGACAUGAUUCUGUCACAGAGGAUACCUUUAAAUGGGUGUCCACAUAUCCUCCUCUUGUCAAAGCUUCAUGUUUGAUUUUAAGGCUCAUGGAUGAUAUUGCUACCUAUAAGGAGGAACAAGAAAGGAAUCAUUGUGCUUCUAGCAUCCAAUGCUACAUGAAGCAACAUGGUGUCUCGGAGGAGGAAACACGUGAAGUAUUUUCAAAACAAGUCGAAGAUGCGUGGAAAGUUAUAAAUCAAGAAUCCCUUAGGCCUACUGAUGUCCCGAUGCCUCUGCUUAUGCCUCCAAUCAACCUUGCCCGUGUCUGUGACGAACUUUAUUCUCGUGGCGACGAUUAUAAUCAUGCAGGGAAAGAAAUGAUCCAUUGCAUCGAAUCACUUCUCGUAAAUCCUAUAAAUMUGUAGAUUGGUUUAUGUUUGUGAUGGAGUCUCUUUAUUGGAUGCUAYURUUUCAACAUGUAUUUGUAAUAAAUAUUGUGGCUAUGCAUUUAGAGGACCUUUACUUAAUAAUCUGGGAAGAUCGUGCUGUAGAAUUCUGUUGUAAUGGUAUAUUGAAAGAUUUUGAUGAAUCGAAUCUAAA
Cynara cardunculus var. scolymus (artichoke) is the source of this 1936-nucleotide messenger RNA. RefSeq names its product (E)-beta-farnesene synthase-like. Gene Ontology annotation, molecular function: terpene synthase activity; magnesium ion binding. The coding region runs from base 61 to 1761 and encodes 566 amino acids. Lineage: Eukaryota; Viridiplantae; Streptophyta; Magnoliopsida; Asterales; Asteraceae. The record is from RefSeq and is a predicted model, not a curated record. The transcript is spliced from 7 exons. Gene Ontology annotation, biological process: diterpenoid biosynthetic process.